Capsaspora owczarzaki ATCC 30864 is the source of this 2003-nucleotide messenger RNA. Its product is annotated as DNA polymerase epsilon subunit 2. The record is from RefSeq and is a predicted model, not a curated record. Lineage: Eukaryota; Filasterea; Ministeriida; Capsasporidae. The transcript is spliced from 9 exons. Gene Ontology annotation, molecular function: DNA binding. Gene Ontology annotation, biological process: DNA-templated DNA replication; error-prone translesion synthesis. The coding region runs from base 117 to 1916 and encodes 599 amino acids. Gene Ontology annotation, cellular component: epsilon DNA polymerase complex.
CGACGGUCAUACAAGUGCUGCACGAGCCGCCGAUUGGGUGCUUCAGGUUUUCCCGCCAAAACUCGACUCUUCCCGCCAACUCGACCAACUUGAUCCAGCGUCUCUGCUCCGAAGCCAUGGAUGCGUCAGAGCCCAUGAGUCUGGACGACUGGGACGCACGCACGUCCAGCAACAGAGCCGCUCGAGGACACGGCGAGGGCGUCGAGACGCUGAGCGAUGCCGACCGAGCGAGGCUUCGCGCGCGAAUCGUCGCCGCCUUCAAGCUCACUGGCUUGGCCCUCAAGGCCGAGUCUGUCAAGUUGAUUCAAACUGCAUUAAUCCCAUUGUCACCAUUCGAAUGGGAUGCCAAGCUUGGUGAAAUUCUGCGUGCUCUGGAGCGACGGACGCUCGAUUCGAGCGUGGUUGACGGUCCGAGUGUGCAGCGUGUGCUGGACGACUUGGCCUUUGAGUCUGUUCUUGCGCCAACCACCAUGUCCACGAGCUACCAGGGCCAUGCUCGCUCUAACGGAGCGAAUGUGAGCAACAUUGCCGCGUCCUCCAUGGAUCGAUUGCUGACAUGCAUUGACGCCUUCUCGGUGCCAAAGCUGGCCUACAAUGCGGAUCGGAAAACCUUUCAGCUUGUGCCCAGCAAUCCAAUGCUGCAUUCAGACGCAGCGUCCAAGGCAGCCAUCUACGCAGACCGCUUUGCCCUCUUGAAGCAGCGGACGCUUCGUGCAGAGCACUUUCUGCAGCCGAUUGUUGUCACACACGUGCCCUCCUCUGGCGCCGACGACGCGUUUGAGCAAAAGCAGGAGCGCUUCAGUCUGACGCCGUUGGACGCUCUGAUCGGGGCCGCCGAAAAGGAUCUCCAGAAUCUGAUGACUUUCGGCAUGCUCACCCAGAUGGAGGAAGGCAAGCUCUUCCUCGAGGAUGCGGGCUCGACGAUCGAGCUGGAUCUUUCACAGCUAGAGGAAGUCCUCACUGGCAUCUUUACCGAAAACUGCUUUGUCCUGACGGAGGGAGAGGUGGUUGGCAAAGUGCUCAAGGCUCGCUGGAUUGGUUUGCCGGCCUCCGAGUCUCGCGAGACUGCGAGGAAGAAUUUCAGUGCGGUCAACUUUUUUGGCGGCAAUUAUAGCAUUCAAGAUGCUCCUCAAUACAAGGUCCUCGAACGGCAAAACGAAGACGCUUUCUUUGUGGUCUUGUCUGAUGUUUGGCUGGAUCAACCCAAGACCAUGGAAAAACUCCGUGUACUCUUUACAGGCUAUGCCAGCUCGCCUCCGGUUGCCUUUAUUCUCAUUGGCGAUUUCACCUCGCCGCCUUACGGAAGGAAUCAUGCACCACUGUUGAAGCAGUGUUUGACCCAGCUCGGAAAGUUGGUCGCAGAGUUUUCACAAAUCAAGCGGAAGAGUCGAUUUGUGUUUGUUCCCGGCAACAACGACCCUGGUCCAGGAAACAUUCUUCCACGGCCUGGACUCUCGGCAUCCAUCACAGAAGGAUUUCGUGAAUUGGUUCCAAACGUCGAAUUUGGGAGCAACCCGUGCCGACUGCGGUAUUGCACACAAGAAAUUGUCAUUUUCCGAGAGGACCUCCUGUCCAAAAUGCGACGCAAUUGCAUUCUGCCAACACCAGAGAAGAGCGACGUCUCGCUUGCGGCAGCGUUCACGAAAACAGUGAUCGAUCAAGCACACCUCUGUCCACUUCCGCUGCACGUCCGGCCUGUUUAUUGGGACUUUGAUCAUGCUCUUCGAAUCUAUCCCGCUCCCGAUGUGCUCAUUCUCGCCGACAAGGCCGAGCCCUACGAUCACAGAUACAAUGGUUGCGUGUGCCUCAACCCAGGCUCAUUUGUAACGUCCGGGUUCAAGUUCUACGAGUACCAGCCCGCAACUCGAAGAUGCGAAGCCUCGGAACUUAGCAUGGAUCUAAGCAAACUCGAGUAACGUGCGAUGAUGGCGACAAGUGUGAGCAUGGGCCUAACGUCGUCUGCAUUGACGGAAUAGCAAAACCAAAUACAUUCUUCUGUGAAG